AUGGAUGCUACGCAACCCACACAAACACAGCCGACACAGCAGUCGGCGCCAACGCAGAAGGAGGAUGUCACCUUUGACGAGAAUCACGUUUGCAGGCUUAUUUGCACAACGGGUCAAUACAGACACUUUGACUUGAACAAGAGUGUUCCCACGCGAACGCCGGCUCAGCUGCUGAAAAAGACGUGGAUUUUUGGCCGCAACGCUGAAUGUGACUUUGUGUUGAGCGUCUGCACUCGUCUUCUGAACAAACACUUUAAGCUAUGGCUCAAUCUAAGCGACAAGACGUUGUGGAUACAAGACACGUCCACCAACGGCACGCAUCUCAAUGGAAAUCGUGUUGUGAAAGGUUCAAACUACAUUGUCAACCAGGGCGACGAAAUUGCCGUCGGUGUUGGUGUGCCUAAAGAUGUCAUACGAUUUGUGGUGCUUUUUUCAGACGUUUACAAUCCUCUGAACUCCUCCAACAACCUUGUCAUCAAAGACGAGGGCAUUUACAAGGAUUUUAUAAUAAAGAACGAAACCAUUGGCCAGGGUGCCUUUGCGAUUGUGAAAAAAGCUGUUGAAAGAAGCACAGGUGACUCAUAUGCUGUGAAGAUGAUUAACCGUCGAAGAGCUAUCCACGCUGGAGGGAAAGGAGCGAUGAUGGGCGUUAAUAGAGAGUUGGAGAUUCUUCGAAAGCUAGAUCAUAAAAACAUCGUCAAGCUCAAGUCCUUUUACGAGGACAUCGAGAACUACUACCUUGUCAUGGAGUUCGUGCCAGGAGGCGACCUUAUGGACUUUGUGGCCGCCAACGGUGCCAUCGGCGAAGAUGCCACUCAAGUUAUCACGCGACAAAUUUUGGACGGAAUUGCUUACGUUCAUCGCCUAGGCAUCUCUCACAGAGACUUGAAGCCCGACAAUAUCCUCAUCAUGCAAGAUGAUCCUAUAUUGGUGAAGAUCACGGACUUUGGUCUUGCAAAGAUAAGUGACAAUGCAACUUUCAUGAAGACGUUUUGCGGAACAUUGGCGUAUGUUGCUCCAGAGGUUAUUACUGGCAAAUACGACCUGCAACAAGCAUCUCAGGACUCACCCCACAUAAACUACAGUAACUUGGUUGACAUAUGGUCCUUAGGCUGUUUGGUAUAUGUUCUAUUGACUUCCCACUUGCCAUUCAAUGGAAAGACUCAGAGUCAAAUGUUUCAAAAGAUCAAAAGUGGUGAAUACCACGAGUCCCCUCUCAAUUCAUAUGAGAUUUCAGACGAGGGCAGGGAUUUCUUGAAGUGCUGUUUACAGGUCGAUCCAAAGAAACGUAUCAUCGCCGACGAUGCGCUUAAUCACCCAUGGCUUGAAGGAGUAGAGCCAUAUUCGCAAGAGUCUGAGGAAUCACAGAAGGUAAGUCUAUCACAAUCAACUUCACAAAAGUCGAGGAAGAUUGAGAAUGGUCUACAUGUGAAUGCAUCUAUGAGCAAAUUGGACGAUGAUGUGAUGUUCAGGCCCUUGGAGGGCGAAAAGAACAAAAAGCCUAAGGACAAUAACUCGCAAUUUAAGGUACCAAGAAGGGUUGUUCCACUACCACAAUCCCAGCCCCUUCAUCCAAACUCGCAAAAAGUAAAUGUUGCGAAUCAAUUACUGCCGUUGAAGCAAAAGAGCGAUGAGCUGGGAAGGAAGCGCCCACCGCAGAUACUAGAGGACGAAGAAACUUCGAAGAGAAUUAAAGUUGACGAAAACGCUGUUAGGAGGCUCAGCUUAUCGAGUCCCAAUGACCCUGACGGGCCUCCUCAAGAUAAUUUCAUUACGUUGAAGCCCAAGGCCGACUCGGUAACGAAAAAGCCAAUCUACAUUCGCCAGGGUGUGAAUCCAUAUGCUAUUGGUCGAAACGAGACUUGCGAUACUUUCAUUAAUGAUGACAGGAUGUCCAAGAUCCACUGUCUCAUUCACAAGAGACGCCACCCAGUAAGGCAAAUGUCGAUCUAUGAGAGUCCAGCACACUGCCUUGAAGACAUCUGGCUCUUGGAUUUCAGUACAAACUCGUGUUUUGUGAAUGGUGUUAGACUUGGUAAGGGGAAGAAGGUUCAAUUAUUUAACAAAGAUCGCGUUGACUUCUUCGUGGAUGACACCGUGAACCAGCUGAUGGGGUUUGAGGUCCAAAUUGACGAUACCACUGGCCUUUUCAAUGGAGGUGAAAAGUCGGAGGACAAAUUUGUUAACGUUCUUCAGUUUGAUAGUAACGACGUCAAACUCAGACCUCCGGUGGUGUCAGUUGCCAAUCCACCUGGAACUCCGAAUAACGAUGGCCGUAAACCGUCACUACCAAGUCAGGAACUUGGUGGAGGGAUAUCUGGAGGAAAUGGUGGAUCUUUUAAUUCUCUGCUUCGUUUGCAAAGACGUAUGCAUGAUAGUACCAAAGCGCAGCCAAAACAAAGCCAGUCGAAAAGAGCGAGCCUACAAAGUGGCCAAGAACGUCCUCCUAAUGCAUGGGCUUAA
Molecule: messenger RNA, 2463 nt
Organism: Candidozyma duobushaemuli
Lineage: Eukaryota; Fungi; Ascomycota; Pichiomycetes; Serinales; Metschnikowiaceae
Gene: RAD53
Product: serine/threonine/tyrosine protein kinase
Exons: 1
Coding region: 1-2463 (820 amino acids)
Biological process (GO): deoxyribonucleoside triphosphate biosynthetic process; DNA damage checkpoint signaling; protein phosphorylation
Cellular component (GO): nucleus; cytoplasm
Molecular function (GO): protein binding; DNA replication origin binding; protein serine/threonine kinase activity
Source: RefSeq, a predicted model, not a curated record